Messenger RNA from Physella acuta, 1582 nucleotides. RefSeq names its product KAT8 regulatory NSL complex subunit 2-like. The record is from RefSeq and is a predicted model, not a curated record. Gene Ontology annotation, cellular component: NSL complex. Lineage: Eukaryota; Metazoa; Mollusca; Gastropoda; Physidae.
CUGCACAGCACUAGGUCUAACACGAUCACUCGACAACACACUAGGCCUAGGCUACACACUCGUUUACUGUUUGGCUAAAACAGUUGUCUAGCCUAACGUAUCCUCACAAGUUGAAGAGUUGGUCUCACGGCCUGUGAUUUGAAAAGCAAUGAACCGUUCUGUGAAAACUCAAGGCAUCAAAACAACCAAACUGCAAAGUCUUGCCAAGGAGGAGACAUUUUGUAAGUACGCUCACAGAAGAUGCAUGCAGAAUUGUGUGGAUGGCUACGACUAUUGUAUUCGCCACAUCCUGGAGGACAAGGCUGCACCAUUUAAGCAGUGUACCUACAUGACCAAAUCAGGGAAGAGGUGUGGUACUGCUGCCCCCAAACAUGAAAGAAAAGACGGUUAUUGCACAGAGCAUGCUAAAAAGGCUUUUAUUACACGACAACGGCUGUCUCGAAAGCGCAGACCAAAAGAAAGUACAGAGACAUUACUGGACGAGCUGACUACAGUGAAUUCAGGGACCACGGAUGUGCACACUAAUGAGAACAGAAGAAGCAAGGCACACAGUGACAGCAUAGCCAGUAAAGCACUGGAGUAUGCCAGCUCUAGUGACUCUGAAGCGGAGGCUCUGUUGGUUGAAAAAACCUGGCGAGAUCCCGGAGACAGUGACGCUGAGAGUAUUGACAGCGACCAGGAAGACAUGCUCAAAUAUGCAGGUAUCUACACCACAGAGGAAGUGGCUCAAAUACUGAGAGACAAACUGAUACGCCUACAGACAUUGUAUAUUGAUCAGUUUAAACGACUGAAACAUGUUCUGCUCAGUAAAAGGAGACAAUAUUUGCAAGCCUAUAAAGUUGAGAAGGAAACAUUAGGGAGCAUCAAGUUGUAUAAGAAUGAUCCCUUCCAGAAAGACAAGUAUGACAAGUUGUGUGCUUUGAAACGCUAUCACAAAAAAUUUGGAAAAUUUUCAUCUAACCCACAGGAAGCCUUGUUACAAAAGCAGUCCACUGAGCGACGCAUGCAGUCUACUGAUGAGGCAAACUACACACCGCCACAUUUUGUCAAAUGUGUUUUUGUGGACGAAGGUUGGAGGUGUGGCAGUAGAGUUGUCCCUCUUAGUAAAUUCUGUCAGAAGCAUAUACUUCACGACUCAGCCCAGGUGUUGUAUCGUCCCUGUCCAUUUGCUGACAGCCAGUGUGGGCGCCCGGUUCCCACCAUCUUUAACACAGAAUACUGCUCACUGCACCAGCCUGUCCCUCCCCUACAGGAGGUGGACCACCUUUCUGUUGAGGACAGCUCCUUGCAGACAGAAGAUAAAAAAGAUAUUGACACCAGUAAAUUGAUGUCUGAAGAAUGCAAGGAAUCAUUUCUUCACACUAGUGACAGUUCAAAUAAAUUAAGUACAGCCAAUAUAAAAACUGAGGUGGAUCCAGACAUUAAGACAGAAGUUCCUGAAGCGUCAUCAAAGGUACCUGCAACAGACACAGGUGAGGAGGAUCACAGGCCACGUGGAAUUCUUUUCACUCUAGGUGAGGAGGUAGAAGAGGAAGAUGAUCAAGCUAGGUAGUGGGGUCUGUCUGGGUAGUGGGGUCUAGUC